This is a messenger RNA of Chenopodium quinoa (quinoa), 938 nucleotides long. RefSeq lists its product as uncharacterized. NCBI's taxonomy places the organism in Eukaryota, Viridiplantae, Streptophyta, Magnoliopsida, Caryophyllales, Amaranthaceae. The transcript has a single exon. The record is from RefSeq and is a predicted model, not a curated record. Bases 255 to 680 code for a protein of 141 amino acids.
ACAUUAGUAAAAACCAAAUGUUAUCCAAACAUAGAUUUUUUUGGCUGGUUUUCCUAAAUUUCAUCUCAAAACCUUAAAAUAUUUACCUUCUUUUACUCCAAAAAAUGAUUUUCCUUCAUCUAUUAAUUUUUUUUCCUUCUCUUUUCCUAUUCUUUUUUUUCAAAUUUCUCCCACCCAUUAUACCUUAGUCUUCAACUAGUACAUGUAAAUAUUUAUAGAAUAAUAUCAUAAGAUAGAAUAAAAAGGGGAAGAAAAUGAGUCUCAAUUGUUGCCAUGUUCUUCAUAGAACGGACUCAGAUCAAGACCUUAGCAAGAGACUAAUAAGCCAUGAUGAUAAACCUAGCACUCCUAAGAACAUAUCAAGCCUAUUUAGUCACAAAAUUUUGGCGGAAAGGAAUUGGUCAGGAAAACUUAUGGCAUCCCCUCGCGACAAAAAGGUUAAAUCAAUGGUAGGUGGUGCAACUCCUAAGAAGUUCAAGGCUCAUCACCGUAGGUAUGGAAGCACAGGAGCUUUGUCAUACGGAGGUGAGGGCGAUGAUCUUACACACGAGCCGAAGUUAGUGAGGAGUGGUGGAUUAAGAAGGGAUUGGAGCCUUGAGGAUUUGGAAGCUGAGCUGAGAGAUGGCAAGAGAUCAAAGCAAAGAAGGAUGAAUGGAUUCUCCUUAAACAACAAAUAUUAAUUAAUUAAUUAAUUAACCCUAUUUUGCAUGAUGAUAACUAAGAAGCUAAUAAUAAUGUAUUUAUGCAAUUUUGUGUUAUUUGGUUGAAGUUAUCUCAAGGGUGAAUGGGUGGGGUGGAGGUAAAAUUGAUGGAUGAGGAAACUAGGAAAGGGAGGUAUUGUUUUGUGUGUCGUUCUAAUUUUAUUAGAUGUCUCUCGACUAGACAUAAUUUCAUGUACAACGUAAAACUAUUACGUACUAGUUUUGUUCCAUUAUUAU